AAUUUAAGAGUUCAAAUUAAAAAAAAAUCAAACAAAAAGAAUAUUGUAAGAAACUUUCCAAAUCCCAAUCCCAAAAUUUUCCUCAUUGUUUCUUCAAAACUUCAUCAUUCUUUCAACCAAACAGUUACAAAAAUCCACCACUCAACUCCUUCCUCCAUUAAUUUCUGCAACUAAGAAACAGAAAGAAUGGGAGACGAAAUAGUGAAAAUAGCUCUGAACAGCUUAGGAAAAGGAUUUGAUCUCACCUCUGAUUUCAGACUUAAGUACUGUAAAGGCGAACACAGCCUCGUUCUUCUCAAUCAGUCGCAGAGACGAGAUUUAAUCGUACCUGGUUUCGGCGCCGUUAAUGACGUCUCUAUCGAUAUCAAAUGCGAUCGCGGCGAUCGGACUCGUUAUCAGUCCGAUAUUCUCAAUUUCAAUCAGAUGUCGGAGCUUUUCAAUCGGAAAUGUUCGAUUCCAGGCAAAAUUCCGUCUGGAUCGUUCAAUUCGAUGUUCGGAUUUCAGAGCGGGUGUUGGGCGAUGGAUGCUAUGAACACUAAAUGCUUAGGGCUUGACGGUUACUUCAUUAGCCUCUUCAACGCUCACAUUGAUCGUUAUCCGCUCCGUCUCUCCGAUGAGGUCCGCUCCGCCGUGCCGUCCUCUUGGGAUCCCCUUGCCAUCGCCAGGUUCGUAGAGAAGUAUGGGACUCAUAUAAUAGUUGGGCUAAGCGUUGGAGGACAUGACGUGGUUCUUGUAAGGCAAGACAAGUCAUCAAAUUUGGAACCAUCAGAGCUCAAGAACCACUUGGAAGAGCUUGGAGAUCAGCUUUUCAAUGGCGCCUGUACUUUUCCUCCACCACUUUCUAAACCCAAAGACCAUCACAAACCCAAGACACCACAAGCCUUCAACUUGUUUGAUCCCCAACUUGUGGCUUUUGGCAACUUCUCUUCUGUCAGUGCUAAAGACGGAAUCAUAGUGAUAACUUCAAAGAGAGGAGGAAGUCCAACAGCAAGUAGCCAUUGCGAGUGGCUCCCGACGGUGCACGAAUCGCCCGACGCGAUUCAUUUUCAGUUCAUUCCAAUCAUCUCUCUUCUCGAAGGCAUGCCGGGCAAAGGAUUCCUUUCCCAUGCCAUUAACCUUUACCUCCGAUACAAGCCUCCUAUAGCAGACUUGCAAUACUUUUUGGAUUUUCAAGUGCACAAGAUUUGGGCACCCAUCCAUAAUGACCUUCCUUUAGGACCAACUCCCAACAUUACUACUUUUCCUUCCCUUCAACUCAACUUGAUGGGUCCAAAACUAUAUGUAAAUACAACUCAGGUUAUAGUGGAGAACAAACCAGUAACAGGAAUGAGACUAUAUCUCGAAGGCAUCAAAUCAAACAGGUUGGCCAUUCACAUACAACACCUUCUAACUACUCCUCUUCUUCUUGAAAACAACAUCACUCAACAAACCUAUUGGCAUUCUUCACAACACAUCGCCGACGAGCGUUACGUCGAGUCACUAAAUCGCAACAAAUUCUCACACGUGUGUACAGCUCCAAUCAAGUACGACCCCGCCUGGGCCACCACUUCCGGCAACCACGACUUCCCAUCCCCGACAGCGUUCAUAGUCACCGGUGCCCAACUCCAUGUUGUAAAACAACACGACUCCAAAACCGUCCUCCAUCUUCGCCUCCUUUACUCUAAGGUCUCUAACUCCUAUGUCGUCCAAACCAGCUGGGCCCGCCACUCCUCUGACAUCUCCCCAAAGUCCGGUAUCUUCUCAGCGAUCAGCACCUCCUUAACUGGCGUUGCGGCUGCCUUGAAAGAGAAGCCACCUGAUGCUGCCGUGAUAGUGGAUUCGGGGGUUUUUCACGGUGGACCUCCGAUGUCGGUGCAGGCGCAGAAGCUAGUGAAGUUCGUGGAGUUGUCGGAGAUGCGUAAAGGGCCGCAGGAUAGUCCGGGACAUUGGAUGGUCAUCGGAGCUAGGCUGAACUUGGAGAAAGGCAAGAUUUGUUUACAUGUUAAGUUCGGUUUGUUACAUGUAGUUUCAGAAACUAUUACUGAUGAUCAAUGAACUUCAAGAAACAAGAACAAUCUUGGUGAGUUCUUUCUUAAUAUAUGAACCCUUUUAAAACUAUGCUUUAAA
Messenger RNA from Benincasa hispida (wax gourd), 2106 nucleotides. RefSeq names its product MAC/Perforin domain-containing protein. The record is from RefSeq and is a predicted model, not a curated record. NCBI's taxonomy places the organism in Eukaryota, Viridiplantae, Streptophyta, Magnoliopsida, Cucurbitales, Cucurbitaceae. Gene Ontology annotation, biological process: regulation of salicylic acid mediated signaling pathway; plant-type hypersensitive response. Gene Ontology annotation, cellular component: plasma membrane.